GCCAGGGUUUGGAGCGUUCCGCCCGAGGAGCUAUUCGAUAGCGCGUUUUGCUGCGGGUGUCCCUAUUGGGUCAGCCAUUUAUCAUGGCUGCAAGACAGGUGCAGAGGGCUUUGCUGAACAGGAGAGCAACCUCAUCAUUAGACGCCCAGAGGAUAGAGUUUGAAAAAACUCAGAUGUCGCAUUUUUCGAAGGCGACCAGCUCGCAGGAGAUGCCGGUCAAAACCAAGCACGUGCGUGCUCUGAUCAUUGGCACGCAUCACGAGCACAGCGCGCACACCUUCUGGUCGCUGGCCGAGCGCGUGCCGCUACAGGAACACCCCAUCACCUGCUGGAAGUUCUGCCUUGUGCUGCACAAGGUGCUGCGUGAGGGGUACCGCAACACGAUGCGUGAAUCAUACAGCCGGCGUAACAUGCUGCGAGAACUCGCCACCUUCUGGGGCCACCUACCGGACGCCUACGGCAAGCUGAUCCAGAGCUACAUGCAGGUGCUGCUGGUCAAGCUGCGCUUCCACAUCAAGUACCAUGGCUUUCCGGGCACGCUGACGCUCAGCGAGGACGAGCUGGAACGGCUCGGCGAGAACGACCCCAACAACUACUUCGAGAUGGCCGUGGAGAUCCUAGACUACCUGGAGGCCAUCGCCACCAUGCAGUCAGCCGUGUUCGGCUCGCUGGACAUGUCGCGCUCGUCGUCCAUGACCAAGGAGGGCCAGUGCCGCCUGGCGCCGCUGAUACCGUGCAUCCAGGACUCGAUCGCCCUCUACAACCACUCCAUGAAGAUCAUGUUCCAGCUGCACUCCAUCCUGCCGCCGGACCUGCUCUCCGGACACCGGCAGCGCUUCAACAAGCUGUUCGCCUCGCUGAAGCAGUUCUACCACAAGUCGGCCAACUUGCAGUACUUCAAGACGCUAAUCCAGGUGCCACAGUUGCCUGAGAGCGCGCGCGCCGCCGACGAAAAGUUCCAGAAGAUGAAGGGCGUGUACCAGCAGCUGCGCGAGGAGCACAUCCGGCUGAUCCGCCAGAAGGCCGAGGUGGACCAGCAGGUGCUUUCGGAGCAGCAGGGCGCCGAGCAGACGAAGCUGGCGCACGCCGACCUGCAGCUGCAGCUGAGCAGCCUCAGCGAGCAGCGUUCCGUGGCCGAGGAGCAGCUGCAGCGGUCGGAGGCGCGCUCGGCAGAGCUGGCCGCCAUUCAGUCGGAGCUGCAGACGUCCCGGAGCCGGUGCGCGGCGCUGGAGGGCCAGCUGCAGGAGCAGACCACGCACGCCAGCCUGGCACAGGUGGAGCGCGACGAGCAGCAGGCGCGCGUCGACUGCGUGACAGCGGCUGAGCAGAUGGUGCAGCGUUCGCUGGAUGAGUUCGACAACCCCAUGUUCUCGGCCGUCACGUGCACUCCAGAGUACCUGCUGGGUCAGAUCGAGCCGCUGCUGGAAGCGCUGGAGCCGGUGGCGGGCGCCGGCGACGGGCCCGAGCUGCUGGGCCGGCUCCUUUCGUUCGCCCACAUGGCCGGGCAGUUCCUGCUGCACGGCAAGGCUACCUCCAACACUAGUCCCAACAUUCAGCUGGGCGAAGAGAUGUCGGCCGUGUGCGUCAGCCUGCUGGCGCGGCUCGGCGAGCUGACGCGUCGCGUGGCCGACUCGCUGCGCGCCGUCAGCGGCGAGGAGGUGGCCUCGCUCGUCGAGCAGGAGAUGACCGCCAUGGACAGCGCCAUCGAGGCGGCGGCCGCGCGCAUUCAGGAGAUCCUGAUGGCCGCCCGCACCGCCGACUCGGGCGUCAAGCUCGAGGUCAGCGAGAAGAUCCUGGACUCGUGCACCGGCCUCAUGCGCGCCAUCAAGGUGCUGGUGCAGCGCAGCCGCGACCUGCAGGCCGAGAUCAUCGCCCAGGGCAAGGGGUCGGCGUCGCCCACCGAGUUCUACAAGCGCAACCACCGCUGGACGGAGGGCCUCAUCUCGGCGGCCAAGGCUGUCGGCAUGGGCGCCAAGUCGCUGCUGGACGCGGCCGACCGGCUGGUGGCAGGCACGGGCAAGUUUGAGGAGCUGAUUGUGGUCACCCACGAGAUCGCCGCCUCCAGCGCCCAGCUCGUCAUCGCGUCCAAAGUCAAAGCCGACCGCCAGAGCAAGAACCUGGCGAACCUCGGUCAGGCGUCGCGCGGUGUUUCGGAAGCCACCGGCUCCGUGGUGGCCACCGCCAAGUCUUGUAUGCAGCUGGUCGAGGACAAAGCCGUGUUCGACUUUGGCAGUCUGUCACUGCACCAGACCAAGCGGCAGGAGAUGGAGGCGCAGGUGCGCGUGCUGGAGCUGGAGGCGCAGCUGCAGCGCGAGCGGGUGCAGCUGUCGGCGCUGCGGCGCCAGCACUACCAGCUGGCCGGCGACCUCGAGGGCUGGGAGGAGGUGGACAAGCCGCUCUAG
Molecule: messenger RNA, 2402 nt
Organism: Pollicipes pollicipes
Lineage: Eukaryota; Metazoa; Arthropoda; Thecostraca; Pollicipedomorpha; Pollicipedidae
Product: huntingtin-interacting protein 1-like
Biological process (GO): clathrin coat assembly; endocytosis; actin filament organization
Cellular component (GO): cortical actin cytoskeleton; clathrin-coated vesicle
Molecular function (GO): phosphatidylinositol-3,4-bisphosphate binding; actin filament binding; clathrin-cargo adaptor activity
Source: RefSeq, a predicted model, not a curated record